AUGUUGGCAAGAGCUUUCCAAAGAUCAUCCGUCAGACAAUUCUCUGCUUCCGCUAAGCAACUUUCCGGCCCACACUUCCCAGAAGGUGUGUACAACAACUUACCUUUCAAGGUCAAAAACAGAAGAAUUCCAUAUGCUGUUCCACACUUAAUUUUCUGGAUUGCAGGUUGCGGUAUUCCAUUCUUUGCAGUCUACGUCCAACAAAAGAGAGCUGGUAACUUGUAA
Pichia kudriavzevii is the source of this 225-nucleotide messenger RNA. RefSeq lists its product as uncharacterized. The transcript has a single exon. The coding region runs from base 1 to 225 and encodes 74 amino acids. NCBI's taxonomy places the organism in Eukaryota, Fungi, Ascomycota, Pichiomycetes, Pichiales, Pichiaceae. Gene Ontology annotation, biological process: mitochondrial electron transport, cytochrome c to oxygen. The record is from RefSeq and is a predicted model, not a curated record.